Neltuma alba is the source of this 1464-nucleotide messenger RNA. RefSeq names its product protein ALTERED XYLOGLUCAN 4-like. The record is from RefSeq and is a predicted model, not a curated record. The annotation marks the transcript as partial. NCBI's taxonomy places the organism in Eukaryota, Viridiplantae, Streptophyta, Magnoliopsida, Fabales, Fabaceae. Gene Ontology annotation, cellular component: Golgi apparatus. Gene Ontology annotation, molecular function: O-acetyltransferase activity. The transcript has a single exon.
AUUGCAGAAGAGGAAAGACCCAAUGAGACUCCAUGUGACUACUUCAAUGGGAAAUGGGUCCGUGAUGGAAGAGGCCCUUUAUACAACGGUACGACCUGCGGAAUAAUCAAGGAAGGCCAGAACUGUAUCAGCCAUGGAAGACCUGACAUAGGCUAUCUCUAUUGGAGAUGGAAACCCACACACUGCAAUCUCCCCAGGUUCGAACCCCAAUCUUUUCUUCAACUUCUCGAGCACAAGCACUUAGCUUUUGUGGGUGAUUCCCUGGCUAGAAACCAAUUAGAGUCACUUCUCUGUAUGGUAGCCACAGUUUCCACCCCCAAUCUGGUCUAUAGCAAUGGGGAAGAAAACAAAUUUCGCAGAUGGCAUUUUGCUUCUCACAACAUUACUGUGUCAGUGUAUUGGUCUCCAUUUCUGGUAAAAGGGAUUGAGAAAUCAAGCGGAAGACCGAAUAACGAACUUUUCUUAGAUCUUGUUGAUGAGAGAUGGGCAAGGGAUCUUAAUCAAAUGGACUUGAUAGUGCUUUCAAUAGGUCACUGGUUUUUGCUUCCUGCAGUUUACUAUGAGGGUGGCUCAGUGUCAGGCUGUCAUUACUGUCCUGGUUUGAAUCACACUGAAAUUGAAUUCUAUGAUAUGUUGAGAAAGGCUUUAAGGACUGCCCUUAAGAACAUAAUUGAAAGAAGAACUGUUAAUAGUGGUGAUGAUAGAGAUGGAAUCAAAGUGGUAGUGACAACAUUUCCUCCUGCACAUUUUGAAGGUGACUGGGAUAAGGCUGGCGCAUGUCCAAAGACUGAGCCAUUCAAAGAGGAAGAGAAGGAGCUUGAAGGGAUGGAUGCUGAUAUGAGGAAGGUUGCGGUUAAAGAAGUGGAAGCUGCCAAGGCUAAUUAUAAUGAGAAAUUUGAAAGGGGUUUGAGAUUGGAGGCAUUGGAUGUGACCAAACUGGCUUUGAUGAGGCCAGAUGGGCAUCCAGGUCCUUACAUGUAUCCUUUUCCAUUUGCUAAUGGGGCUAAAGACAGAGUUCAGAAUGAUUGUGUUCAUUGGUGCUUGCCUGGUCCUAUAGACACUUGGAAUGAGAUUUUUCUGCAGAUCAUCAACAAGUGGAAUGAGAAUUAGCCAUUUGUCUCAUGACAAUGAGAGAUUGGCACCUAGUUUCACUAUUAUUUAUGCAUUCAAAUUCUUGAUGUGUUUCGAGUUCUACAGAAUAAUGAGUGAGCCAUUUGUCUCAUGACAACGACAGAUUACCACCUAGUUUCACUAUUAUUUAUGCGUUCAAAUUCUUGAUGUGUUUCGGGUUCUACAGAAUACUGGUUAUCUUCACUUAGUCUGUAUCUUUGCUAUAACCUCAUUCUUGUAUGAUUGUUCUAGGAUUUAUUUUUAUAAAAUAUUUUGGUGUUAGUAAAUGUGUAAUUGAAGUUCAAACUGUUCAGUUAAUAUUUGUAAUUAUUAGAUAUGUGUUAUUUGAGGCUU